This is a messenger RNA of Spirometra erinaceieuropaei, 417 nucleotides long. The record is from the annotation of a GenBank genome assembly. NCBI's taxonomy places the organism in Eukaryota, Metazoa, Platyhelminthes, Cestoda, Diphyllobothriidea, Diphyllobothriidae.
AUGCCUAAGAAGAAUAAGUUGAUUGUUCUUCGUGGCUUCAACGUCUGCGUCUAUUCUAGCCAUGCCAAGAAACUCAGCUUCUCCCAUCUCUGCUGCCUUCAUAGAAACCUAAAGCUGAGAUGGCAGAGCAGGAUCCCGGACACGGAAGUCCUGGAGCGGGUCGAAAAUCCCCAGAAUCAACGCCAUUCUGAGGCAACUGCUGCUGAGAGGGAGCGGCCAUCUAGUGAGAAUGGGCGACGCUUGCCUACCAAACAACUCUUCUGCGAAGAUGUCGCCACCGGUGCCCGUAAACCGGGAAAGCCAAAACGACGCUAUAAGGGCACUGACGAACUCAAUGAAGUGAUCUCAUGUCAACCCAGAGAUCUGGGAGAACCUAACCCAGAAAAAAACAACCCGGAGACGAGAAGUGAAGACUGA